AUGAUGCAGAAUCAAGGCUUCAAGCCCAAAACGAGACGCCUAUCUCCGAUACCGAACUCACAUUGGCACAUCCUUACCCAUCCCGCGGCAUCCACGGAGGAUGUGCGGCAGACUGAGACAGUCCCCAAGGACAUAGUUCACCAUAUACUGGGGGAUUUCGGAAUAUGGCAGCUUCGUGGCGUUCUCAUCAUUCUGUUAUGCAAAAUACCCAUUGCAUGGUUCAUGGCCAAUAUUCUGUUCACAGCCCCGGAAAUUUAUCCUCGAAAGGAGUUUAGCUGCGAUGCCAGAGCGUAUGGCGUGAAUAGCAGCAUUAGUGGGGAUCAGUGUUUUGUUUUAGUCUCCCAUCCUGGCCGCAACUACGUCAUGCAUCAUUGCCAUAAAUUUCAAUAUGCUCAGUCCUUCCACUCCCUCCUCAUGGAGUUCGAUCUCGCCUGUCUGGGAGACAUCUUUGUAGCCUGGUCCCAGUAUUGGCAUCUCUUUGGCUUACUCGUCGGUGGCAUUGCGUCCACUAAACUCCUGCGAGUGCUCAGUCCGCGCACUGUCUAUGGCCUGGGCGUUGGUUCUUUGAUCGCAUUGGGUCUAAUCAUGGCCUAUUUGAUACAGGAUUUUAGUCAGCAUUGCGCCCUCCGUUGUCUCUCCGGCGUCUGCUGUGCGUUAAUGGGAGCUGCUGGACGAAUUGUUGUUGGCGACAUUAUAGCUGGGCGGCAUCGCUUAAUCGCUCUGCUGCUCUACGAUAGUUACUGCUCAUUGGCUCUGUUGCUGUUGCCUGCAAUGGCCUCCUUGGCUUCCAAUUGGCGUCAAGUUUAUCUUUAUAUCACCCUGCCUCUAUUUGUGUUACUUAUUCUGUUGCCAUACACGCCCGAGUCGCCGAGGUGGCUGUUGCAGCACUCCAGAUAUCCGGAGACACUGGAGCAGGUCGGCAAUCUGGUGUUGCAGGCCGCGCACGUUAAUGAUCGUUGCUUUAAGAUACCCGCCGAUUUUCAUGAGCAACUCCAUCAGUUGCAAGCACAUUUGCAACUCGCUGAUCCGCCACCGGGUUGGCUGAGCCUGUGGCAAGGGAGGGGCGCCAAGCUGCAGACAUUUGCGGCACACGUGGCACUCGCCAUGUUCUUCAUAAGUCACAUGGGUCUGUUGUUAAAUAUACGCGCCUUUGGACGGAAGAAUAUGACGGCAAAUAUGCUAGCCAUAGGUCUUUCCGAGCUACUGGGCUGUGUUUUGGCCUUAAAUCUGAGCUUUAAGCGCAGCUCCCACAAAUGGAAAUGGGCCGGCGGCUUAAGCAUUUUGGCCGGCUGCCUGGGCUGCCUGUGUUGGCUGAAUGCGCAUCUGCCAGCACCUUAUGUCCAACUCUCUUGGCUGCUGCUCUCAUCCCUGCCCACAAUUGCAGUUUCUUCGGCCCAGGCAAUGCUUUUGGGUAGUCUGGAGGAGCUGGUGCCUUCAAAACUGGGCGCUACUUUUGAGUUCUCACUGAUCACAUGGUCGCGUCUCUGGAUGCUCUCUGCCGCUUUUCUUACGCUGCUCAGGCAAUGGCAUGUGGCAGUGCCUCUCAGCAUUUUCUGUACUCUACUCAUUGUGGGUGGCAUCUGCACGUGUUUUUUGGUGACGCGGCCUCGGGAGGAGCGGCAGGUGAAACAAUUGACUGGGCAGCGCGCUGGCAGUGACUGCUAUAGCUCCGAUACACACAUAUAA
Messenger RNA from Scaptodrosophila lebanonensis, 1686 nucleotides. Its product is annotated as solute carrier family 22 member 3. Gene Ontology annotation, molecular function: transmembrane transporter activity. The coding region runs from base 1 to 1686 and encodes 561 amino acids. Gene Ontology annotation, biological process: transmembrane transport. The transcript is spliced from 3 exons. The record is from RefSeq and is a predicted model, not a curated record. NCBI's taxonomy places the organism in Eukaryota, Metazoa, Arthropoda, Insecta, Diptera, Drosophilidae.